Messenger RNA from Babesia ovata, 13023 nucleotides. Its product is annotated as EF hand family protein. Gene Ontology annotation, biological process: protein deubiquitination involved in ubiquitin-dependent protein catabolic process. The record is from RefSeq and is a predicted model, not a curated record. The transcript has 2 exons. NCBI's taxonomy places the organism in Eukaryota, Apicomplexa, Aconoidasida, Piroplasmida, Babesiidae. The coding region runs from base 1 to 13023 and encodes 4340 amino acids. Gene Ontology annotation, cellular component: cytoplasm; nucleus. Gene Ontology annotation, molecular function: K63-linked polyubiquitin modification-dependent protein binding; cysteine-type deubiquitinase activity.
AUGCACUCGGCGCUGCUUAAGGCGAAGGAAUCUAUCAGCGUUAUCGAUUCAGCGCUAUGGCAGCACCUGCUGGACUCGACACAUGCCGCAAGGGGUGGCGACUUUGCCAUGCUCCACAGGUUCAUCUUCGGACUGCUAACGCGGCUGAAGGACCUGCCCAACGACAGCUGGUUCCUAAUUCCCGGAGGAGUCAGACUGUCAGAUGAAACGCCCAUGGACUGGACGGGGUACGCGGUGUACAAACUCCCGCAAUCCUCGGGUUAUGUGUUCGGUGUCAUCAACACUGGUGGUCCAGGUCUCAAAUACCAUUCCUUCAAGCUUGACCGUUUCACCAAAAUGGGUGCUUUGCAGAGGGAUUCGGGUGUUGUGCUGAAAGACGUCGACCCUGAGCGACUGCUGCACAGUGCGUUCUGGUUUGCCUUGUUUCGGCUGAUGUAUGCGCCUAGCUCCCACAACUACGAGUAUCUCUAUGAGGUCCUUUUGCCCUACCUCAACUCAAAGCCGCUCAUGCUCAACUGGAAGCUGGAGACCCAGUCACAGGUGCGUUCGGAUAGCUCGGAGGAAAAAGAGCGUUCUUCCGGCAGUUCGGCCAAAAAGGUGCUAAUUGAGGCUUUUACCAAACUGAGCAAGGAUCACGGCAGCAAGGAGAAAAAGACUGAUACGACCAAGGAUAUGAUGUACGAACUAUCCAGCAACUACGGUGGUGUAUGGAUGGACGCUCCGGUGAACGAGUAUAAGCCCAACUCGAUGACCCGGAUGAUCAUGGCUUUUGUCGAGCUAGUCCUGCGCAAAGACGAGAAUAAUGAUACCGAGGUGCGAAUGAUACAUAUUAUGUUCCAACUCAGUCUUUGUCUCCUCAUCGAUCAGGACCUGGAUGCAUUGACGGAAAAGGAUCUUCAUGCCGCACAGCUCAGCAUACGCAGCUCGUCGCUAUUUGUCGAAAUCGCGUGCAAACGGCUUGCAGUAAUGCUAGCUGAGGAGUCAUUGCAGGGUUCGCACAAUGACAACCUUGUUGAUGUUGACACCAACACUGAGGAGUUUUCCCUCCAGGCGGCAGCCGCCAUGUCGAGCCUGGUGGGGUCAACGAACAGCCCAUUCCCCAGCGUUGCAAAGGCCGCGGGAUCACUCGGGUUACAGGGAGAAAGAUUGCAUUAUGAUGCUUCGUCGCCCUUGAAAAACAUGCCGGAGCUAUACAACCUUGCUGCAUGUGUCAUCGGCAAGGUCUACGGGAACCUGCAGGCCAAGCUGCCCCCGAAAGCCCUUGGUAUGGGUCAUGGAUCGUGCACCAUCGACAGAAAAUUGUGCGUGCAGAGUGCCGAUAUCACUCUCAAUUGCGAAUUCGCAAAUUUCGGCAACUUCAGGCUUGAUGGGCCCAAUGUCAACGAGCUGGCUAAGGGUUCUGUUAGGUCACAGCUGCUAUUGCCAGUCGAAAUGACGAGUGUGGAAAUGCCCGUGAACAACUUCAACGAUGUUUGCAAGGUUCUCAGAAGGUGUGUAGAGGCAUGCACCCUUCUUUCCAACCAGCGUGACGCCAUAUCAUACUCUUAUGCAUGGCGGUUCCAGCUCAUCAGGCACGUGCUUUUCGAGGUGCUGCCUCUGCCGUUACCCAUACCCGUACGAAAUGAAGACGGUUCGAUGCCUGCACCCGGACAGGUGAUCUGUUUCUGGGCAAACGGUGCCAUAGAGCAAGAAACGCAGGUGGACAUAUUGCGGCUCCUGCAAAUGUUGGCUAGGCAUGUGGCAGUCACAUACUGCUCCCUGAUUAGAACGCGCACAAUUGAGGGUGAAAAGGCUAUUAUGUUGGGAGCGAUUUGCGCCAUCACGGAUGCAGUUAUCCGUAAAGUGGCUGUGGACACGCCGAGCCAUGUGUCCCUGCUUUACUCAGGCAAGGGCAAUGGGCCCAUCAGCCCAUUCGGGUUCACGCUAGGUAACUUCGCUCUGGAGAGCUGCUACUACAGCCUGACUGACCCCCUGGCAGUCAUUGCACGCACACAGAUUCUGGAUUAUUUCGAGUCCGUGGAGCGCAUGCUGGGUCCCAAACACCUUGUCUUUGACUGGGAGAACGCUCUGGAAGUCGGCAAGGGAGACGAGUUGCUGAUACAUCUCGUUGCCCUGCAGUUGGGAUUCCACCGCAAUGACGAUGAUAUCCGCAAGUAUUACGUAAGCGAAAGCAAAGAGUUUGCGGCCAUCUUUCCGGAGUUUUCAUAUCUCAGGGAUAUUGUGUUCAUUUCCAAGUCCAUUGGGUGGUCCGGGCCUAUUGUGCCCACCUCAAGGUAUUCACUUGAAGACGCCACUCUGAAAUGGUCGGUAGCAACCAGCGGUGCAACGGCCCCGGUCUCGGUCAAGGCGUUCGGAAAGCAGCUGAAGAUUACACCCAUCGGCAAGAUCCGCAACUUUGACGAGCACAACCAGACAUACUACAGGAAAAUGAUGAAGUGGUUCGUCACCUCCAGCAACACUAAGUCGCCUACCAGCGCAGCUGAUGCGCACAAUUUGGUCAACGAUUGCGAAAUUGCGAAUGAGACUGAUGUGCUCCACUUGCAGACGCUGCCAGACUAUGGAGGUAACCUGGGUCGCCGCGAUUCAGAGUUGCUCCUGCAGUAUCUCACGGCUUCGUACGUGCGCAUACCGCUCAUCAUGCAGUUCUUCGCUAGCGAGGCUAACUUGCACGCCGUUUCGUCGGCACCCCUGCAGAAGGUUGUCAUGGCGUCGGUAUUCGAACCUGGACUCUGGAAGAGCAAGGCAAAUGACAACGUAUACCCGCAAAUGGCCCCGGUUCAAGAAGCAGAAGUUCUCUCUACACCGCUAGGACUGCUGUUUAACGAGAUAUACUUCUCGGGGAGCUGUGUUCUGCUGUCGAUCGAACAGAUGCUCGAACUUGCGCUUGAGCGUGACAACUGUGUCUUCCUCGGUGACGCGUCUAAGGUGCUUCCGUUCGCAGUCAGGCUUGCUACGCAUGUCUGCUACUACGUCUUCCAGGCAACUUCGCAUUACAGAUUCACGGAGGCGGAGCAUGCCGAACACCCGGACAAGAAACGCGUAUGUGGCAGUGGCUGGCGCAGUAAUGUGCGUGGCCUCAAAUUGCAGUCCGAGGCUGCCUGUGUGGAACUUGAGGCAUUCCAGAAGCGCAUGCGUGCACUAAUGAUGGAGGCUGCGAAGGCGCUUAAAAAGCGUGCUGUUAAAGCCGCCAGGGCCAAUGAGCAAAAUGCUGCAGCAUUAGCCAUGGCACAUACCGCCCUGAUCUUCGGAUAUGUAUUGCAGAUUGACGAUGCCAUGAAGCAGCGUGGGCUGAACGAGCACGAGAAUGAGGAUGACAUUCUAUUGUCCUUGGGUACCGCUCUCAUUUUUGUGUUUGUCCACCAUCAGUUUGCUGUGGAAAGGUCGGUUAAUCGCGUUGCCACCGACGUGACUGAGGAUGAUCCGGAUAAUGACGAGACCUUGUUCAUGCCUGAAUUGGAACUUUUCGGCGUUGUUCAGAACGUUAGGUCACGAUUUUUGCGCUAUUUGAGGUCUAAGGGGCCCGCAUGUGAUGACAUAUUGGAGAAGCUGGUGCAGCAGGUUAGCCAGUUCGCCAUGUCCGAAUCGGAUGCGGCCAAGCUCAGAAUGGAGCUCAGCACAGGCGACAACUGGCAUGAGCUGCAGUUCCCAGUAAUGUCAGGGCGUUUCACCAAGGCGUCAUGGGUGCACAGACAGUUUAAAAAUGCCAGCUACGACGACGAUGAAGAAUCUGAUAUUGACGACGUGCUUAUGGACAGUUAUUACGUCGAAGACGACUUUGACGGCUCUGCGGCUGACCAUGCGGAAGCUUCAUGGGCGUUCAGUUCACAGGUCAGGACUGGUAUAGAGAAAACUGGCGACGAUGCUGCUUCGGAUGAGCCCGCUCCGACAGAGAGCAAGGGUCUCAUAAGCCAGACGAAGGAUAUUGUUGUGGAUAACACCAAGAAGACUAUGGAUAUGUCAGUGGCCUUGGGAAAGAAAGUGUACCGCAAACUUAGGAGGAAAGGCAAAUAUGACAAAACUGUUAGUCCUAUAGAAGCAUACGAGGAGUGGCUCAAGAUGCGUGUGAUGCAACACUGUGACAUUGAGAUCAACUUCCAAACAUGCGAGCUGUCGCUCAAAAAGAAUAGGUUGCAGCUCCUUGGGCAGUGGGUAAACCAGUUCCCGCACUACGUAGAGCUCCUAGGCCAGGUCAACAGGCGAUCUACUGUGCAGAGUGCUACUGUACAACUACACCGCAACAGGCACUGGAUGCGCCUUGUUGGACGCAAGUACAACCUUAUCAUGUGGGAGAAGGAUAACCGUGAUUACGCAUUGCCGCCUAAGAUGACCUACAAGGCUAGCACAUGCCAUAGUGGACUGGAGUGGCUGCCGCCGAUUCUUGAUCCAUGGCUAAAACAGCACCUGCCAAAGUGGACGGUAUACUUGGCAAAGACUGCACAAACUGCGGAGCUGGAGAAACCACGCGACGAGGCCUAUGUAAACCAUGUCCUCAAGAAGCACGGUAUUGACACCGUACGUCUGUUCGCCACCUAUCAAACGUCAAGCCAUCAUACUGGGGAGGCAGCGGAUAUUGACACUGUGCCCGUCUCCGAUUUCAACGACAGCGACUUUAGCGGUAUCAGGGACUGCACGCGUGAUUAUAUUCCAAAUGAUGACAGCACGAUCGUCAAAAUUGCAAAGACCACUGUAGAGACAGUAUCGACAAUCUCCGGUGUCAUCACGGAUGCUGCCUCAACCUUAUCCAAACUUGGUGGUAAGGCCAAAAGCAAGAGUUCGUCUCACAGUACGUCAAAGCAUGCUGCGGAGGCCGCUGCAGCCAACAAUGCGGUGCUGCCAAAGGAUGACGACGCGACUCCGACAUCCGGUUCGAAGCGUGUUGUGACGAAGGAAAUCAUAGUUACUAGGGAGCCUUUGGCUAUUCAUGUAUUCGAUCUCAUUGAGGAUGGUAGGACGUGGUAUAGGUCAUUGUGUUACAGUUCUGACGCCACUCGUGCGUUCUGUACCAGCCUUCCGCGAUACGUGACGGUCACCGGAUUGGUGAGUGGGCAGCCCGAACUCGCUGUCGGUAAACCUUCCUAUCCCGCUCCGCUACCUAAAAGUUCUCUGCUCAUCAUUCGAAACACCACAAAGGAGGAUAGCUUGGAUGCUUCCAACUUCGUAUCAAGUAGGGAACAGUUCGUGUUACCGGAAUGCAUGAGGGGGUUGCUACCUGACGUCUUGCUUGAGGAGUACUACUUCUGGCAGAACAUCAAAACCGCCGAUAUCAUGGGAUACCCGAAACCCACCACUGCUGAGAGGUAUGCGAAAACAAGGCUGUGGAUCGAACUUGUGCCAUACGGAGCGCCUGAUAACACGUACUUCCAGCAUGCUGCGGCCGCUGGUGUUGUUCGACGUCUGCACGCCAACGCUGACUCCCAGGAUGAGUUGGAGCUGCUUGUGAACCUGCAAACUCCCAAAGACGAACUCGUCGAGUCAUUAACUCAAACCCUGUUGCGUCUGGAUGACCUCAGUCACAUUCUUGCCUGGUCACGCGGCAAAAGCAACCGCGUAGAAGUGGUCGAAUUCGCUAGGUUGGGGCUCACAUUCCGUGCCACCAGGGCCGGAGGCGGUACAAGUGGUAUAAUCAGGUACAUGUGUGAGGAACACAACGGACUAUUCCUCAACUAUGGUGACGUAUGGCAAAGCCCGCUGACAGCUGCGCUCAUCCGUGGUUUGGAAAACAGUUUGUUGCUAACGGACGAAGACGGUGAACUGUAUAUUUUCGUCUCCACAGUAAGAUGCCCCAUGCGAGUUUUCCCCAAGGUGCCACGCGGCGUGAUGUUGGCACACGAAGUGGGACAAGUCCUCCAAGGUGUGGCGUGGCCCGAGCUGGUAUACGAUGGUGGCAACAAAGACUGGUUGGCUGCGAUUGACAGUGGCAGCAGGCACUACAUGUACAAGGUGCAUUCCUCAAGAUCGUUCCUUUUCGUACCUACGUAUGCGUCAGGUCUUUUCUUGCUCCUCAACAGAUUCCUUGACAGGCAAUACGAGCAGGUCUGUCGCCUCAGUCGGACAACACUGUUCGAUGACGGCAACCAAAGCAGCGAAGAGAAGGCUUUCUGGGAUGUGCUUGCCAAAAUAGACUCCACUUCUGAUAAGCACCCAGAUGCCUAUGCGUGUCGGUUGCACCUCCUCUUGGAAGCCAGCAGACAGGGUCUGCACGUUGCCGAGGGUAUUAAGUUAAAACACCAGAAGCGUGCCCGUAGGUUGCAACGCAAUAUUAAAACCAUUUUCGGUGCCGUGAAACAUUCUGCCCCUAAAGAGGCAGAAGAGUCCAAAAUCAACUGGGUACUUCAUGAGGAGCUUAUGGGCUACGUAACCAACCUCAGGCUUGUAUCGGCUGGAUGCCGCCUCUCGAUUGAUGACGAAAAGGAUCUUUUGAGGCUAUGCCAGCCUUACUUCGGUCGUUUCCCGGCCCUGUCCAACAGAUUGGCUAUUUUGAAUUCGGUGGAUCAAGCGCAUGUGUCGUUGACGGGGAGGCGUUUCAGCCUUACUCAGAAAAUUGAGUUGACCUUGCCAAACAAGCCCAACGUUUACAACUAUGACAGCGUCUGCGAUAAGAGCUGUGUCGAGAGGAACAUUUACAUCGAUGCAGCUGCCAACGUGCUGUCAAGCGUGCGUUUCAAAAGGCCGGAUUCCGUUUUGUCGGGACCUGACUCACUUGCAUAUGUCGAUAAGAUCCUCGCUAGGGGUGUGGGGCAAAGCGAUUUCGUGAUCGUAUAUGAAAUGCUCUGUGGCAUCUUCCCACUCUCCACGCUGCCAUACGAACCCACGCAUAAGUGGGGAGCCAUGUUGACUCGGUUCAUCGCGCAUAAGGAGCAGAACACCAAGAACAUCAUGUUGUCAACGCUCAAAAUUUUGAGUACCGAUUCGACUUUGGGUAGCCAUAUGCCUCGGGUGCCACCGGAAGUGACGCAAAAGCAGAAGUUCCCGUCACUGUUCUCGCGUGUUCAACAGCCGUUCCAGAAGUUCAUGGCAGAGUUGCAACGUACCCUCAGCAGGUUGGAUGAUAAGGAACAAAUCAAGUGGCCUGAGGACUACAAACGCCACCACAAGUAUGAAUACGUUCUCAGGAUGAAUGCAACUAUACCGAAGGGUCACAACUUGGUGCCAUGGUCAUUCGUGCACUACGAAACCGAUUACACCAGAGACACUAUGGUCCUAACGCCGUGCCGCGUGGGUGACGCCGUCAUCGAUUCGAAAUUCAUCUCCGCAAUGGGUUCCGAGGUGCUGAAGGAGGUUAUGGAGCCUCGUACAUCAGCUGAAGCCGUGGAAAUAACCGAAGAACAGAAAAAGCUGCCAAUCAGUCUUGACGGACACUGGAUUAUGAAAUAUGCGCCAGCACGAAAGAUGAUGAAACGUCUUGAGUCGGAUUAUGAAUUCUAUCUUAAAGAGGAGGCAAUGGAAAACCAAAAGCAGUUCACCGGGUUCACACUGGCUCAUGUCGAAGAGAUGGCUGAAAAGUCCGAUAUAUUGGCCGAGGAAUUCCGCAAACUCCAGACAUUGCGGGAACGUUUGCUGGAUCUGUUCAAAAGUGAUGGUCAAUUCGUUGAAGCUGGUAUCCGUUCGGCACUGCGUCAAUCCAACUCCAUCUUGAACAAGGACGUGGCAAACAGCGCCAACGUUGAUGUCAUGCAAUGUUGGGGUUAUAUCUUUGGUAAAUUGGCUGGUAUCGAAUGUCUCGUGGGUCUCGACCAAUUGGUAGACUGUUUGGUAUCUUCGAAUGGCGAGCAAAACCUGCUGAUCCUUAACCCCUUCAUCGACAGGCCUAAGGAUGUGCUGUGCUUAAUGGCCGCCGUUAUGCUCUCGGUUAACAGGCGCUGCCUUACGGCAAAGACCAUCUGCCAGCUCAUGUUAGUGCUUCAGUCUAUGAAAAAGCUGUCACAAGGGAAACUGACCGGUGAUGCGUUAGCCGCACUCAAGGUCGACAUCAGCACUGCCAGCCGCACAUUGGCCAAUCGGAUGAACACCGCCAGACAUUACAUGCAACUCAUGACGGAAUCCAGUGGAGACAUGCAAGCGGUGCUCGAUCCGAGGUUGCUACUGUUUGAGUUCUCUGGCAACAUUAUCCUGCACAAGAGACAAGUGCAGCUUGUUAGGAAUUUCGUAGAAUCUGCUCGCAAAGGCGAGAGCCGCUGCCACCAAAUGAUCAUGGGAGAGGGUAAGACGACAGUGGUGGGCCCGCUGUUGUCCGUACUUCUGGCUGACGGUGAACGUCUCUUCGUGCAAAUUUGCCCGCAUGAGUUGUUGGAGUUCACUAGGGCCACUCUGAGAGAGAAGUUCUCUGCUGUUAUACAUAAGGGUGUAUUCACGCUGAGGUUUAGCAGGUUUGACAGCGCUACGCCUGAACUCUACCUCAAAUUGCUCCAAGCCAAGCAGACCAGGUCGGUCGUCAUAUGCACGCCCACCAGCAUCAAGUCGAUUUUCCUGAAGGUCAUCUCUUGCUUCCAUAAGUUGGAUUCGGGUACGUUGGUGAACGAUUCCGCCAUUAAACGCAUUAACCAUCUCCACCAACGGCUUGUCAAGAUCUGGAACAUGAAAGGAACUUCGAAACUCGUCCCGUCAUCUCUUAGCAAGGAAAAAGACAAGGGCAAAGACAAAACCAAAGAGAAGGAUGCGGAAAAGGAUAAAGAACAAACUAAGGAUAAGGAGAACACGUAUCGCGCCGUCCAACUUGAGCUGGACAUGUGCCUGCGCAUCCUGGAGUUGUUCUCCAACGCCGUCGUGCUUAUGGACGAAAUCGAUCUGCUUUUGCACCCGCUAAAGAGUGAGUUGCAUUGGCCCAUCGGAGACAAAAAGCCGUUGGUACAUCUGCGCAGCUCGGAUCACAACAUCAGAUGGCUGUUGCCGUGGUACAUGCUGAGGGUCAUGGUGCCCAACACCAAGGAGCAGAUAUCGAAGCACGAAACGCAGCUUCUGGAACGUAUCCAGCUUUGCUUCAGCGAAGGUGUUGUAGGAUGCCAUGUGAGUCAAUCACCCCAUCUCGUGUUGCUCAACCAACAGUGGUACUUCGGUGAGAUGCUGCCGCUCAUGGCGGAAUGGGUAUGCUUGUAUCUAAAGAAACACCAGCUGGUUACGGAGACAUCCCAGCAAUGCGUCGAGUACCUCACCACGGGCAUACCUACCGCUGCUUUGCAGUCUGUUGAAGUGCUCAGUUGUGCAAAAGAGUGGCUGUGGUCCACCUUCCCACACGUCAUAUCCCGGGUCAACCUGGUUAACUACGGUGUGCUGAGUGUUAAGCAGUUGGAGGAAAUAUUGCUGAUCAAUCCCAACACGCCGCAGUCGAGACGUAUGCUUGCUGUCCCAUUCGUUGGAAAAGGUACCCCAAGCAAGUACUCCGAGUUCUCACACCCUGAUGUGUUAAUCGGGUUCACUAUCUUGGCUUAUCUCUACCAGGGUCUCAGGAGGUCGGAUUUCGUUUUAGCUCUCAGGCACCUAGCUCAACAGUUCUACGAGGAACCGGGUCAUUUGUCGGAAAGACAGGCGUUCAAAACAUUCAACAGAUGGGUGCUGAGUGCUGGUGGUAGCCUCAGGGAGUCUAAGCGUAAAACCACUAGGCAAUACCAUUACUUGUGCGAUAUUACGGAUGAGCAUAUAUUCAAACCAGUCGAAUAUGUGGAUCGUGCAGCCGAUAUAUGGACAUUGGAUGUUGUCAAUGUUUACGACGAGGAGCAGUUGGAUGUGUUGUACAACUUGCUGAAGAACGACGGUCUCGUUAUCGAGUACUUCUUGUGCAACGUCCUCUUCCCCGAGGCCAUGGAACACACCACACUGCAGCUCACAGCCAGUGCCAUGGAACUUGGAAGCUCCAUGCUGUUCCCCAUCAGGUUGGGUUUCUCUGGAACGCCUUCGCAGCUGUUGCCUGUGGAAAUGGGCAAGUGCCACUACAGUGAAGGUACGGACGGUAUGAUCCUCAAGAUACUCACCGACGAUAAUGUCGUCAAAGGACCUACGAUAUUGCAAAAGGGAUGGACCAGUGAAACUAUUUUGGAUCUGGUGGCUAAGAGCCCUCUUAAACCACUGGCUUUGAUUGACACUGGUGCGCUCAUUACCAGCCUUAGCAACUUGCAAGUUGCGCAGGAAUUGCUUAAGCGUGGUCUGGACCACGUUGAUGGUGUUGUAUACCUUGAUGAUAUGGACAGGCAGAUGGUGCUUCUGCGUGACCGCUGGCGCAGCACCCUUCUGACACACUGUGGUAUUCCUCCCGAGCGGCGCCUGAGUUUCUACGAUCAGGUGCACGCAACCGGGCAAGACAUCCGACAAGCGGCGCACGCAACUGCAUUCAUAACGAUUGGCGCCGAUAUGACGCUCAGGGAUUACUCGCAGGGUGCAUGGAGGAUGAGAGGAAUUGGUAAGGGGCAGACUCUGCACCUUAUCAUUCCUCGUGAGGUAGAGACUCUCAUUGCUACUGACCAAAAGAAUGAAAGGAGCAAGAUAAAGCAAUGUGUGCAGUGGCUGAUUGUCCGUGGUAUCACAAGUGAGAUGAGGUUUUCGCGUGUGCUUCUUGAGCAGUCCGUGCAGAAUGUGGUUCGCAAGAAGAGCUUCCAAAAACUCAUUCAGAACCAUCUAGGUGUCACCGAGGGCGAAGGAGACGGGCUCAAACAGUACAUCAACAUAUUCCGGGAAAUUAAAGAUUACUCGAUCCCGAAUUCCUUCGGUCAGAAGCGGACACUGAGUGAGCGCAUACGUGCCUAUGUCAAAUUCCACAAGGUAGACGACGCUGCACUACAGACGUUUGUUGACACAUCGAUGGUGCCGCUGAAGCUCUCCGACAUCAAGGAAGUUGAACCCAAAACACAAAAGGCUGCGCCUGUGAAGACUACGGCCGUGGGCGACGAACUGUUCGAUAUAUUCGCAACCCAGGACGAAGAGUUGGAGGCUGACAGCGAAAACGACAUGCUCUAUGACGAGCAAAUGCAAGCCGAUGAAAGCGCGCAAAGCAAAGAAAAGCAGAUGAAACAAGAUUACCUAGAGAUGGAAAAGUUACCGUCCGGCGAUGAGUUAAAUUACGAUCAAGAGCAUGAACAAGAAAUGGAGGUGCUAGAGGAGGAGGAAGAGGAAGAAGAGGCUACGCACCAAAGACAGCAAAUGAAGGAGGAGGAACACCAGGUGGAAGAGGAGCUUCCAAUGCCGCAUAGGUACAGCCGAAGCGAAGAAGAGAUCAUCAGGUGGAACCUUGAGCAACUGUCCAAGGAUCCCACGAGCUGCGGGUUCCUCAGCUGCAAGGACUUCUACCUUUUCAGGAAGGACGCGACGCAACUUACCAUGCCAUUCCCAACUUACCUUGCCAUCAGUCCGAACUUCUACAAAAUCAAAUGGUCGGCCAACUCGUACCGCCGUUUGAAGAAUGUUAUCGUCGUAAUAGACGUCACAGGUGAGCUAGAAAGCGACAUUCUGGCGGGCAUACAACCCGGUGAUCAGCAGGGUGUUGUGAGCCCUCAGGCCGCUGCUGCGGCAGAGGUUGCAGCUGCGCAGAGUCAGGAUAUUUCCAUACCACGUGGCUUCAAGCGGAGAAUUCAUCGCGCCUUCGAGAUUCUGGGCAACCUGCCGGAGAAAACUGUAUCAUUACCUGUGGCACUCAGCAUUAUUCGUGCCAUAGAUCCGGAGGAACCGCAGGACGGUGAACUUAUAUCAUCUUAUAUUGCAAAUGAACUUGGCCGAAAUGGGGCCAGACUGGAAGAACAGUGUACGCAGCAAAUGCUGCUCGAUAGCAUGACAUCGAUGUAUACCAUCAACAAGCAACGCAGGUACUUGGUUGUCACGCUGGCUGAAGCGGAGGCUAUAAGGGCGUGGUUGCAUAGGAGCCGUACCAAGGCUAAAAUUGGGCUUCGUAACCUUGGUGCCAGGUUCCAACCUUUCGACACUUCGCUCGCUUAUGCGCAAACCCGUCCGCAAAAGAUCGCGGCACUUGUCGGGUUGCAGUCUCGCAUUGCCUACGCCUGCCUCAAGUUUUUCAACUCCGAGAUGCAGUAUACGUCAUGUCAGGUCAUGCUCUUACGGGAGGUCUUCGAAACGGUGUCUCCCUCGGAGUGUUUGACCUACUUCCAGCAACUGCGUGAAAUGAGAUUGGUUGUGCAAAACAUCAAGACUGCACUCGGUGGAUCAAGCAUGCUCAGCAAGCUCUUCCAGUCCUCAAGUACCGAUGAACUCAUCAUGCGGUUGCUUAACAUCAAAUUACAUCAGAUAUCGUGCGAGCGCGGCGGACCGCGCGGUCUGAUGGCUUCCCUCAAAACUGACAAAUUGAGUGGGCAGAUGCUCACAGGACUUAUUAACUCAAUCCCGCAGCGACCUUUGGCGCAGCCACACGAACUCAGGGCAUUCCUGCACUAUCUGGACCGUGACAUAGAUGGUGUCGUCAGUCUAUCUGACCUGGAGAGCUCGUUUGAUGAGCUUGUCGAUGUCGCAGCGGACCUGAAUGCGUACUGGGGCGUGAGGUUCACAGUCACUGUGCACAGUGAUGUGAGGCCGGUGGUAAGGUGCGCCGAUUUUGCCGUCUGGACUCCCAAGAAGCUUGGCCACUCCUUGGAUGUCGAGAUGCAUCAACUCGCGCACCACUUCACGGCGCCGGGAGAAGGCACCGUGGAGUGCUCCGUUCUAAAGUGCGUUAAUAAGAGUGGUGUGCCAUCACCACUCAAGAAAUUCUGCCGACUGCCCGUCGGUUUCAAGAAACUCUGGCAGGAUAGCGUUGAGGACCCACAAGUCUUCUUGUGGCAGCCAAUUGCGCCGGAGGGACACACGGCAAUUGGAAUUGCCGCUACUCGAGUCGAUGAGACUCCCAGCGACCACUCUGUCAUUUGCCCGCCUUCGAAAUGGCUCGAAGAUGUGGUGUCACCCGAACAGGUUCUGGAGGCCGACGGUUUCGACAGCGAACUGCAGCCCAUGCGCAUAAAACUCUGCCUGUGGCAUGGUGCCGCGAACGUCGGCAACGCUAUUGCGCUAAAAGACAUGAUGGACACGGUGCCGGAGCUUUUGCCCCUGCAUUAA